Haliotis rubra (blacklip abalone) is the source of this 1160-nucleotide messenger RNA. Its product is annotated as transmembrane protein 169-like. The transcript has 2 exons. The record is from RefSeq and is a predicted model, not a curated record. NCBI's taxonomy places the organism in Eukaryota, Metazoa, Mollusca, Gastropoda, Lepetellida, Haliotidae. The coding region runs from base 138 to 764 and encodes 208 amino acids.
AUCAAGCUGUCAACACGGUGCGGUAACAAAGACGACUACGGAACCAGAAACUCACUUUCUGUGUAGCACAGAGAGGAGAGAUGUGAGCUCCUGACGUACAACACAAGGUCUUUGAAACAUCCUGUUUUCAAGUCAGUAUGGCAAAGAAGGAGGAGAAAGAAUGGAUAGAACUGACAAAGCCACUUUCACAGAAACAUCAACCAAAUGGCGCCAACAGUCAACUGGUGACCAUGACAGGAACUGUCACCCAUGGUUACCAGACAGGGCAGACAGUUGAAGUUAUGAUGGAACUGACCGAUAGUGAGCUGAAGCGUUUGACCAGCAAGGAAGAUCACGCCACCUCACGUCAGUGUCGAUGUGGGGCCAGACAGGGACUACAUAUCAUUCUCCUCUCUGUCGUCUGCUUUCCUGUCGCUUUCAUUGUGUCGGCCUGCAUGGCGUUCUACCUGGGCAGCUUGACCUGGUACAAUAUUUACCUGUACUUCAGUGAGGAGAAGACAAUAUGGCACAAGGUGUCCCUGUGUCCAUUGCUUAUUUUAACUUUUCCCUUCUCAGUUGGAUUGUCUGCUGUUGGGGUGGCGAUGUAUGCUGCCGUUGUCCAGGUGUCGUGGUGGUUCUCAUCUUGGAGGAAGGAGUUUGCAGAUUUCGAGAAAGGCUUCUAUGGCUGGCUGUGCAACAGCUUGAGGCUUGCUGAGUGUUCACCCUAUGAAACUGUUAUACUGAAUGAGACCGAUGAAGAGAUAUUACACACUUCACGGUCAUAAACAUGAUUCAUUAUAAUAAUGCAGCGUUGCAAGGUUUCAGUUUAAUCUGAAUGAACACAUAUCACCUCAGUGCUUGUGCAAUCAAAAUAAUUGUAUUACAACUUCAACUUAUAGCAAUUUGACCUACCUGUAUGUUGGGUUUUUGUAUUGACUAGAUUUCAGCAUGAAACUUUCCCUGGCUUUCUCUUCAAUAGCAUAUUCAAGCUUCAUGGAAUAAGCGCUCAAAUUGUUAUAUGGAUAUACAAUGUAUAUCAAAGUUUUGAUAUGUUGAAACUUUCAACACAGCAACUCACAUCUGUUUGUGAAGUCAGAUUUCAAAGUAAACAAAAACAGUUUAUGUUUGUGAGUAUGGUGAACUUGGUGAUUAGGUCUUUGAUACUGGAAUUAUGCAACUAA